AUGGGGAGACGCACCAGAAUACUCAUAUGGAUGAUUGACUGGAUAGUACUAUACUUUGGAUUGAGCGCCAUACAGUCAGAAUGGGAUCUUUUUAAAUCCCCUGCCCUGCUUUUCCAGUCUCACGCCUUCUAUUGUGAGCAUGCUCACAGCAAACAAGUCUGUAGCACAUGGGGUAACUACCACUUCAAGAAAUUCGAUGGAGCCAUUUUCCACCUGCCAUCCACUUGCAAUUAUAUCAUGUGCGCAACGUGUGGAGCCGGCUACGAGGACUUCAGCAUUCAGAUGAGACGCCAAGUAGUAGAUGACCGUCCAACCAUCGCUAACAUCACGAUGAAGCUGAACAGCGCUGUAGUGGAGCUCGCCAAAAACACCGUCAGAUUAGACGGAAGACAGAUGAAUCUGCCGUUUAGCCACUCUGGUAUUCUGAUCUAUAAGAGUUCCUCGUACGUCAAAGUCACUGCUGAACACGGACUGGUGGCCAUGUGGAAUGAGGAGGACUCCUUCACUGUUGAAUUGGACAUGAUGCACCAAAAUAAGACCUGCGGGUUGUGUGGAGACUUCAACGAGUUCAUUAAAGAUGAUCUUGACAGAUCUACAUAUGACUAUGGAUACUUUGCAGAGCCUGAUAGUUCAGCAGAGAGUUGUAUGAAACAGAUGAGUUCAACACAGACCUGCAAAAAAUUGACAUCAGUAUGUGAGCAGCUGCUUUCAGGUCCAUCUUUCAGCAGUUGUAUGGAUCUCGUACCUCUUGACUCCUUCAUCAAGGCCUGUGAAUUGGACAUGUGCUACUGCACCAACAGGACCAGAUCCUUUUGCGUUUGCAGAACCGUCACAGAAUAUUCUCGCCAGUGCAUCCAGGCGGGUGGAAAGCCUGACCCGUGGGGGACUGAACGGUUCUGUGGUAAAUCGUGUCCUCACCACAAUAUGGUGCAUGAAGAAUGCGGAAACCCUUGCAUCAACACUUGCUCAAAUCCUGACAGAAAUCAUAUUUGUGAAGACCACUGUAUCAAUGGGUGUUUCUGUCCUGAAGGAUACCUGCUUGAUGACCUCACUGACAAGGGUUGUAUAACCAAGGAUCAGUGUCCUUGCAUCCACAAUGGAAAAACAUAUGAUCCUGGACAAACUUACAGAACUAACUGUAAAGAAUGCACUUGUAUCGAUAAUCAAUGGAGCUGUGAGGACAGAGCUUGCCCAGGGAUUUGCUCUGUCGAAGGUGGUUCUCAUAUUACUACUUAUGAUGGGAAGACAUACAGCUUUCAUGGAAACUGCACUUACGUUCUUUCUAAGCAGACCAGUGAAAAUGAGUUUACAGUUUUGGGGGAUCUGAUGAAAUGUGGCUUCGCUGAGGCUGAUACAUGUCUGAAGGCAAUAACUCUUUUACUCUCAAAGAGGAAUAUAGUGAUCAGCAUCCAGUCUGAUGGAAAGGUGUUUGUUGAUAGAAUAUAUUCACAGCUCCCUCUUUCCAUAGCCGAUGUGAUGAUUUUCAAACCCACCACAUUUUUCAUCAUCGUCCAGACAUCUGUCGGUCUUGAGCUAGAGAUCCAGCUCAUACCAAUAAUGCAGGUUUACAUAAAAGUUGAUGUGACUUACAAGCAGAGAUCAAAUGGUUUGUGUGGGAACUUCAAUAGUAUUCAAGCAGAUGACUUCAUAACUGUUAGGGGAUCUCCUGAAGCAACAGCAGUAGACUUUGCCAAUGGCUGGAAAUCACGAGCCGUCUGCCCUGAUGUUAAAAACAGCUUUGAGGAUCCCUGUAGUCUCAGCUCAGAUAAUGAGAGAUAUGCUAGGAAAUGGUGCUCUCUGCUGUUAGACCCUAAUGGGGUGUUUGCACCAUGUCACAAAGAGAUCAGCCCUGAUUUCUAUCAAAUGAUCUGCAUGUAUGAUGCAUGUAAUUGUGAGAGAAGUGAGGACUGCAUGUGUGCCGCGUUGUCUUCAUACGUACACAACUGUGCUGCAAAAGGGAUUCAUCUUCCUCACUGGAGAAACGUUGCAUGCAGUGAAUUUUCAGCCCGCUGUCCCAGCAACAUGGUUUAUUCUUACACAGUUCAAAACAACAGUCGUUCCUGCCGUUGCAAAAGUGACCCAGACUUCACCUGCGGUGUCACAUUUGGGCCUGUAGAUGGGUGUAUCUGUGCAGAGGGAACGUUCCUUGAUGAAGCCGCAAAAUGUGUCCCUUUAGCUAACUGUUCCUGCUACAUCAAUGGCACAGCGAUUGCCCCAGGAGAAGCGAUCAGCAGAGAUAGCACCGUGUGCACUUGCAGGAAUGGGAGACUCAGCUGCAAUGGACAGAGAAUUAGCCAACAAUCUUGUCCCCAACCUACGGUUUUCUUUGACUGCACUAAAGCUCCUCGUGGAUCUACAGGAUCUGAAUGUCAGAGGAGCUGCAGCACUCUAGAUAUGGCUUGUAUUAGAACUGAGUGCAUCUCAGGCUGUAUGUGUCCGUCUGGACUGGUAUCAGAUGGUAGGGGUGGCUGCAUCAAUGAAAACCUUUGUCCUUGCAUUCACAAUGGAAGUGAACACCAACCUGGAGAUAAAAUCAGAGUGGACUGCAAUAGCUGUACCUGUAGGGAUAGGAAAUGGGAAUGUACAACAAACCCAUGCCAUGGAACCUGCUUACUUCACGGAGAUGGCCAUUACAUUACAUUUGACGGAAAGAGAUUCACUUUUGAUGGAGAGUGUCAAUACACAUUAAUCACAGAUUUUUGUGGUCAUGCCAAUACCAGUGGUACUUUUCGUGUUCUCACUGAAAACAUAUCAUGUGGAUCUACUGGCACUACAUGUUCUAAGGCUAUCAGACUCUUCCUUGGGAACGAGGAGCUCAAACUAACAGAUGGAGGUUAUCAGAUAUUUCAUAAAGCUGAGGGAGUGCACAUUCCAUACCAAAUUUUGAUAAGAGGAAUGUACAUGGUCAUUGAGGCAAAUAAUGGAUUAAUUGUCAUGUGGGACCAGAGGGCAAAUAUGUUCAUCAAACUCAGUCCAAACUUUAAGGGUGCCGUUUGUGGACUUUACGGGAACUUUGAUGGAAACACAAACAACGACUUCAUGUUGAGAAGUCAGGAGGUGGUAAUUAAACCCUUGGACUUUGGAAAUGAUUGGAAAGAGUCAUCUAGCUGUCCUGUUGCUAUGGAAAUUAGAAAUCCCUGCUCAAAUAACCCUUACAGGCAAUCAUGGGCUCAGAAACAAUGCAGUAUCAUUAAGAGUGAAGUUUUUACAACAUGUCAUUCUCAAGUGGAUCCCAAUCAUUUUUAUGACGCUUGUGUGAGAGACUCCUGUGCUUGUGAUAGCGGUGGAGAUCAUGAAUGUUUGUGUGCUGCUGUAGCAGCCUAUGCACAAGCCUGUAAUGAGGCUGGAGCUUGUGUUGCCUGGAGAACGCCUAAAAUAUGUCCAUUGUUCUGUGAUUAUUACAACACUCCUGGGAAAUGUGAGUGGCAGUACAGACCUUGUGGAGCUCCUUGUCUGCAGACCUGCAGAAAUCCAACUGGGCAGUGCUCAAGUCAGAUUCUAGCACUUGAAGGUUGUUACCCCAGAUGUCCAGCUGGACAUCCUUACUUUGAUGAGGAUACAAUGAAAUGUGUUACAAAGGACCAGUGUGGCUGCUAUGAUAAGCAGGGGCAAUAUUACAGAGAUCAUGAGAAAGUUCCUUCAUUAGAAAACUGUCAAAUAUGCUACUGCAAUUCCAUGGAGAUCAACUGCAAAUACAAUGCGACUGUCCUCAAGUAUAGCUGUUACAACAGUGUCAUCUGCAAGUGUACAUACAUCACCACGUCCCACAUCAACGGUCCAAAGUUCUUCCACCGUUACAAACAUAUUCACAGAUCUGUCAACAAGUUCUACUGCUUCACCUUCACCAACCUUUUCUGUCAAUAUGCCUAUACCAAGUGA
Molecule: messenger RNA, 3879 nt
Organism: Puntigrus tetrazona (Sumatra barb)
Lineage: Eukaryota; Metazoa; Chordata; Actinopteri; Cypriniformes; Cyprinidae
Product: mucin-5B
Exons: 29
Coding region: 1-3879 (1292 amino acids)
Cellular component (GO): extracellular matrix
Molecular function (GO): protein binding
Source: RefSeq, a predicted model, not a curated record